GCCUUCCUGCGCCUACCCAAUGGGCGCGCUUACGUCACUACAAGCAAUCUCAGUCCGAUGUAGGGGAGUGGGACAAUAACAUAAUAUUAACCAUCACGGACGGGGAAUGAAUUGAGUUGCUGUUGUCUGCGACCCAGCGAGGAGGGCUGAGCAUGAUGAGCGGGAAGAGCCUCUUGCUGAAGGUGAUCCUGCUUGGCGAUGGAGGAGUGGGGAAGUCCUCCUUGAUGAACCGCUUCGUCACCGAUUGUUUCGACUCGCAGUCAUUUCACACCAUCGGUGUUGAGUUCCUCAACAGGGACCUUGAAGUUGAUGGACGUCUUGUCACCCUUCAAAUCUGGGACACCGCCGGCCAGGAGCGUUUCAAGUCCUUACGCACGCCUUUCUACCGAGGCGCCGACUGCUGCCUGCUUACAUUUGCCGUGAAUGACUUGCAGAGCUUUCAGAACCUUGGCGGCUGGAAGAAGGAGUUCAUGUAUUACUCUGAUGUGAAAGAUCCUGAGCGGUUCCCUUUUGUGGUGCUGGGCAACAAGGUGGACAUGGAGCAGAGGGAAGUAGGGGAGGACGAAGCGCGGGCCUGGUGCGAGGAGAACGGCUGCUGUCCUUACUUUGAGACCAGCGCUAAGGACGACACGAAUGUCACAGCCGCAUUCGAGGCAGCUGUCAGGGAGGUUUUGGCCACCGAGGAUCAUAUUGACCACUCGGUACUGAGUGGGACCAUAGAUCUCCAUGGCAACCGCAAAAUAUCUCAUAGGUCCUGCUGCUGACGGGUCAGGUUUGAAACCUCUCUGCCCGUGGGUGGAUUUGAGAGCCAGUGAGUUGUUGUUUAUGGUACUUGUAGAGCAGGUACAUGUUGUUCUAUGAUUUUUUUUGGAUAAGAUACAGUGGAGGCUAAAUUCUUUAUUAAUGCUGAUAAGGUGUAAUCUGAGGAGAGCAGUGUCAAGCGUGCUGCCGUUAUAAAAGGGUUUUUGCCCCAACCAAGGUACAGCCGUGCUGAAACACUCUUCUUGUGCUUUGUCUGCUUCCAGUAAUGUUGCACAUUGCACACUCAUCCUCAUACCAAACUUUGCAUCCGUUGUCUCAUGCAGAUUUGCGUCCAUAUUGCUUCCAGAACGAUUACAAGUAGAACUUCCAAAGUCGAACACAAUCCAUUCUGUGGCGCUGGUUGACUUCAUGUUGGUCUAAUUUCAAGUAAGGUUUCAAGUGACAUUUAAACAUUCUCAACAAAGCUCAAAGAGAAGUUACUUUUUGGAACCAUUUGUCAAUUUUCUAUACUGCUUGUCCUCAUUAGGGUUGCGCAUUGGCCUGUCACAACAAUUACUAUAUCAACUUAUCUUUUGACAAAUAAAAUGGACACGACAGUUUUUCCGGACUCGAGAAAUUGUCAUUGUUGUGGUGGGCUGACUGUUGAAUGGCUGUGUCAUUUGCUGCUAGUGGGUUCAUGGAACACCGGCAGACCGGUACACUCUUGCCGGUGUUGGCUCCCUCCAAUACUUCACAGCCUUGCUCCUCGUGCAGCGCGUAGAUUCACGCAACAGAGACACUUCAGGGAAAGUUCACCGUUUAUUAUGUUUGCUAGCCCACGAGCUAAAAAGCUAGCCUGUAAGCUAACGAGCUAGCCCGCAAGCUAUCAAGCUAGGGAGUUAAGGAGCUAAACAGCUCCCUCCACAGCAGCGAUGCUGUUUAAAACACGCUCCGAGUUGUUGUGUGGGUUGGUCUCCAAUUAACACACACACGGGAAAGUUAACUGUUUAUUAUGUUUGCUAGCUUACAAGCUUGUGAGGUAAUGAGUUACGGAGCUAACAGAUCGCUGCACCGCGGCAACGUCGUUUAAAAUGCACUUUGCUCUGAGUUGUUGUGAGUGCCCAGUUAAUACACAGGGGAAAGUUAAUUGUUUAUGUUUGCCAGCCCACGAGCUAAGGAGCUAAACAUCUCGCUCCACCGCGGCAAACCAGUUUAAAAUGUCAGCGGCUCGCUCCGUGUUGUUGUGUGUAUUAGUCCCUGGUUAACACAAGUUAACUGGUUAUUAAGCAUAACCUCAAUGGCACACGUUAUUCAGCCAGUAGUUAAAUACAGCGAACGUCAACAUAUAUUUGAUUGACAGGUGAAGGGCUCGUCUUCAGUGGACCAACCACAAAGUCUUACAGCUUGAGGGCGGGCCUUAUUUUUAAUCAUUUCAGAGGCAUAAAGAAAAACGAUAUUAUAGUUUGAUAAUAGUUUGAUAGUUUUGGGGAAAAUAUGGAAUUUGGAAAGAACCUCAUAACCCCCCCAAAAAACAAUGAGCACAGGGAGAAUAUGCAAACUCAAACAAAGGGAGACCAAAGCUAAGAUUCAAACCCAGAACUUCGGAACUGUGAGGCGGAUGCGCUAACCAGUAUUUCACCGUGCUGAGUUAUUCCCUGUAUAGUAAAGAUUUUCAGGCUUUGGUGCCUGACAGACAUAUAAUGGAGAGUCAUGGAUAGUAAAGUUUUACAGUUUUAGUUUUCAUUAUUCAUUUUUGCUUUCAGCACCCUGCUAUUUAUAUUAGCAUUCACUUUUUAAAAUUGUAUUGUUCAUAUUGUAGUAAGCAGUCAGGCAAUUUCCUAUGCCACAGUUUUCUUUUCUAUGAUUAGCAUCACACUUCUCUUGGCCAUCUUGGAGUUACAGUAAUCCUUUAAAUCAGGGGUGAAAAAGCAAAUUUUUGUCGCGGGCCAAAUUGUAGUUACGAUUUUCCUCAGCGGCUGGGUUGACAGUGAAACCAUAUACAGUAGUGUGAAAAAGUGUUUGCCGACUUCCUGAUUUCUUAUUGUGUUUGUUUGUCACAUUUAAAUGUUCCCCAUCAUCAAACAAAUUUAAAUAUUAGUCAAUGACAACACAAGUAAACACAAAAUGCAGUUCUUAAAUUAAAUUUUUUAUUAUUAAGAGAGAAAAAAAUCCAAACCUACAUGGCCCUGUGUGAAAAAAUGAUUGCUCCCGCUGUUAAAACAUAACUGUGGUUUAUUAUAUCUGAGUUCAAUUUCUCUAGCCACACCUGGAAAGGAAUCACUUAAAUAGGAUCUGCCUGACAAAGUAAAGUAAACCAAAAGAGCCCCAAAAGCUACACAUCAUGUGUAGAUAUAAAGAAAUUCAGGAACAAAUGAGAAAGAAAGGAAUUGAGGUCUAUCAGUGUGCAAUAGGUUAUAAAGCCAUUUUUAAAGCUUUGGGAGGCCAGUGAACCACAGUGAGAGCCAUUAUCCACAAAUGGCAAAAACAUAGAACAGUGGUGAACCUUCCUAGGAGUGGCCGUUUGACCAAAAUUACCCCAAAAGUGCAGUGAUGACUUAUUCAAUGGGUCACAAAAGACCGUACAACAACAUCCAAAGAAAUGCAGGCCUCACUUGCCUCAGUUAAGGUUAGUGUUCAUCACUCUACCAUAAGAACAUCAUACCAACAGGAAAAUAGGGAGGUAGUAGUGUGAUGGUCUUCAGGCUGUUUUGCUGGUUCAGGACCUGGAAAACUUGUUGUGAUAAAUGGAACCAUAAAUUCGGAUGUCUGCCAAAAAAAUCCUGGAGAAGAAUGUCCGGCCAUCUGCUCAUGACCUAAAGCUGAAAUGAACUUGGGUUCUGUAGCAGGACAAUGAUCCAAAACACACCAGCAAGUCCACCUCUGAAUGGUUGAAGAAAAACAAAAUGAAGACUUUAGAGUGGCCUAGUCAAAGUCCCUGACCUGAAUCCUAUUGAGACUCUGCGGCAUGACCUUAAAAAGGUGGUUCAUGCUAAAAAAUCAUCCAAUGUGGCUGAAUUACAACAAUCAUUCAUUCAUUUAAAAACUGCAUUUUGUGUUUACUUGUGUUAUCUUUGAGUAAUAUUUACAUUUGUUGGAAGAUGGAAAACAUUUAAGUGUGACAAACAUGCAAAAGAAAAAAAAGAGAAAUCAGGAAGGGGUCAAAAACAUUUUCACACGACUGUAACUGUUUAAUCGCCUCAUCAUUUUAUUACAUUAUACACAACAGAUUGAGGAAUAACUCUCAACAUUAUUACUACGUAUGACAAUUAGAAAUUUAGGUUUAGACUUUAGCAAGAAUCAUGGAAGUUGACGCACAUGAUUUGCUUUCGCGGGCCACAUCAAAUGAUGUGGCGGGAUGGAUCUGGCCCCCGGGCCUUGAGUUUGACACCGAUGCUUUAAAUACUCAGUUAGUUGAUAUCUCAUGAGAUUUGCGUUUAUCUCGUCUUGCAUGAUAACAGUUUUACUUUACUUUCAAGGAAUAUGUUUCCAUAGAAUUUGGAGUUCAACUAAAAUGUUAUCAUAUUUGGGGCGUUCAGCUACGGAGGUUCCGCAGUAUUUCGUUGACAAUGAAGUAAAAAAUGUCAGUUAAUAGGUACACAAAUGGACAAAUGCUUUUCAAAGCACACUUAAUAUCUGCUGUAGUGACUCAGCAGCCAGUGUUAUACGUUAACAGUUGAAUGCUAUCAGGAGAAGUAAAGUAUUUACUGUUUGUAAACUGACAGCAUCUGUAAUCCAACCAGGCAUGAACGUGAUCAUAACUGAUACAGUGUCGGUACGAAGCAGCGAUUGCCAUAGCUCUAAUAUGUAUUAUUGUCUUUAUUGUCAUCAAUAAAAAGGGAAUUGUGAGCUUUGUUUCCCCCCCGCAGCUGUUUUUACGACCAACCUAGACUGAAGCUCCAGGUGUUAUUUUAUUUCCGGUGAUUCACGUACUGUAUUUGGCCAGUGUUUUUGAAUUUCCCAGCCUCUAACUGUUUAUAAACUGCUGUUUAUUCCUCUGUGAGAAUCCCCUCCAUUCCGUUUGUGUGCCGUUUAUUCGCUUUGCCAACACUGUGUAUUAUUUGUACCAGGAAUGGAUGGGUUUGUUUCUCUGUUGUGAAAAGGAGGCUAUGAUUAUUGCACUGAAGAAAUGUUUUCCUAAUUAGGGCAUGCUUUUGAUUCUACCUUCUUGAUUGUGUGACAAGGUUUAACAAUCCAGUCCUUUUUAAAAAAUAGUACACUCACUACUACGCUCAUUCCGAAGGUCUCCUUGGUUUCACUGAUAGCUUCUAUUACACACAUGUAGACCUCAGUCUAAUGUGAGUACAAAGAUAAAGCCGUGCACAUUGCACACCGCUUCUAAACUUCAUCCAUACACUGCCGGGUGAACCAUACAUUUAAGUAUUCCUAAAACUACGAUGUUUACCUAAUUUCUGCUAAAUGGUACUUCAAUUUCAUUUCAACGUGUCUUCAGUACAUGUGACUUUACAUUUGGUACAAGUUUUUGAAAACCUUUAGAAAAUAUUUGUGAUUUUUAAUUCUCAUCAAUAUAUUGAUUGCUGCUUAAAUUAUUGUAUUGGACACAACAUGUUGCUUUAAUAAGAUUAUUUCCAUGGCAUUGUACCACCAUGUUUUCACAUGUUGUCUUAUGCUGCCAGCCUUGUGUUUACUGCUGAUAAUAUCUGUGUUAUAAAACAGCUGUGAGUGUGCGUGUGUGUGCGCGUAGUUCCAGUAAUACUGUAUGUGGACAAUAUCAAGGUUUUUCUAAUUUUGCUUUCAUAAACCACAGUAGAUUUGAAGAUGAAAUGUGAUUGAAGUGUAGACUUCAAUUCAAGAGCUUUUCAACCACAAACAAAUUGUCACUGUCAUUGUCCAAAUGAUUCUGGACCUCACUAUAAGUGGGUGUGUAUAAUCAAGCGUCACUGUGAAACUGAACCCAAGCUAUUCAUGUACUGCCCUCUUGUUGUUUUUUUUUUGAAAUAUAAGUUUAGUAAGUAGAUUUAAAGAUGAAUUGUUGGACAGAGAGUGUGUACCUGUACUGUGUCUGGAGUGUGAACUGAGCUGGGCAUUGUAAGGCCACCCCACUCGCAUGUCAUUGUUGAUGUUCUUUGACUUAAACAGAAUCCUUUUGCCCUUCCCGGUACAUUUCAAUGAUCAGUGUUCCUUGUCCUGCUAAAAAGAUGUAGCCUAACAAUGUUUACCUGAAAUCUAUCAUAGCCAAAAGUCUGUUAUUCAUAAGCAGAUCACAUGACCUACAGUACUUAUCAUCUCGUUGUUUUUUAUAUUUAUGAAUGUAAAACCUAAUUUGGGCGGUCCCCGUUAAUGCCUGAAACAAAUAAUCAAGGGGCACAUAUUUCGUAAUUGCCCAAAUGACACUAAACAUCUGUUUUGUUCAAAAUAGUGAAUUUGGUUCAAAUUAUGUGAAAGUUGUAAUGUCCAACUUGUUUUUCACGAUCUUGUUUCUUCCCUUGCUAAAGUUUUUGCACUACAUUUGAUAAGACUGGUUGUCAUUGGUUGAAUGUGAAAUAAAACAAACCAAAUCUAUGAAA
Molecule: messenger RNA, 6266 nt
Organism: Phyllopteryx taeniolatus (common seadragon)
Lineage: Eukaryota; Metazoa; Chordata; Actinopteri; Syngnathiformes; Syngnathidae
Gene: rab9b
Product: RAB9B, member RAS oncogene family
Exons: 2
Coding region: 153-764 (203 amino acids)
Biological process (GO): Rab protein signal transduction; retrograde transport, endosome to Golgi
Cellular component (GO): late endosome; phagocytic vesicle; lysosome
Molecular function (GO): GTPase activity; GTP binding
Source: RefSeq, a predicted model, not a curated record